AUGAAUUGGUCUGAAUACUUCCAUGCCUAUAUGCUAAUGCCAGGCACCAUAGAGGAAAGUGUGCUUCUUUCAGGUUCUUCGGUUAUCGCAACAGAUGCAUCUGAAAACUUCCUUGACGCAAAUGCAAUCGAGUUAGUGUGGCAGAGAACCUUUCCAAAAGACUCGGUGAUGAUCAGCGGGUCCAAAUACCUCUACAUCAAGGAUAUUGUUGGGGGACAGGACGGAUACUCAAUAAGCCUGUACCAAAAGGUCAAGUCAGAGGGCGCCAGCGAAGAGGGCCCCAACAUUUUGUUUGUAGCAGAGAUGGACACUCUCCUGUGGGUGGGCAAUUUCAACAACAACCAGAAGGCGCAGGUGAUACCCUUUGUAGAGUCAAUUGCAUCGCAUAUUUUUACACAUAUUGUGCAAAGUGAAGAGUAA
Messenger RNA from Nematocida minor, 420 nucleotides. RefSeq lists its product as uncharacterized. The record is from RefSeq and is a predicted model, not a curated record. Bases 1 to 420 code for a protein of 139 amino acids. Lineage: Eukaryota; Fungi; Microsporidia. The transcript has a single exon.